AUCAAAGAUACCAAAACUGUUGGAUAAAAAAGCAUUAAAUGAAAAUCAACAAGAAAAUGUGGUGCCACUUGGGAAUGUUCGUAUAGUGAUAAACAAGCUUGAAGAAUUCUUAUCUGAUGAAAGGUUGGAACCUGAUGAAUUAAAGACUGGACAAAACCGACUUCUUGAGGAAGAAUUACCACCAGCCUCAUCACAAAAGAUCAAAAUCAGUGAAAAUGAAAGGUCAGUUGAAGAAGGUAUUACUCAAGAAGACAUAUUGAGCUCAGUUGUUGAAACCUUAAACAUUUUUAAGAAAGUUAAAUUUCCGGAGUAUUACAAUAAACUCAAAAAAAUAUGGAGUACCCAUGGAGUAGGAUCAAAUUACUAUGUAAUUGAUCUGAAAGAUAAAGAAAUAUUAAAUGAAGUACAUAGUCUUUUAAAUGAUGAAGAAUUAAAAUUGUUAUUUGAUAGGUUGAGUUUGGAAGAUGAGAGCAAAUAUAUGGAUACAAAGUCACUUGAAUAUAUGACAUUAUUUGAUAAAAUUAUAUAUGAUUAUUUGAGGGAUGAAAAUGGUGAUGAUGAGGUAGUUGAGAAAAAAUUUAUUGAAAUCAAAGAUGAAGCUAUUUCCAAGAUGGAAGAGAUAGUUUAUAGUUUGAAUGGCGUUUCAAGUCAUCUAAGUGCAACCAUGAGAAUGGAUGGAAUUCUCAAAGAUACAACAGAAAGAUCAUGGACUGCACAUAUAUUAGCAUAUAUGUUUUUUAUGACUUUUAGUUAUAUUAACUCUGUAAAAUAUUUCUCGUGUGAAUGUACAAUUUCAACAAAACUUGAUUCUCAAAUCACAGAUUAUAAAGCAGAUGGAGUUGCUGAAUUACAUGAACAAAUUCCCAUAUUUAUACUUGAGGUGUCAGGUGAACCUAGUGAUCCGGAUCCUGAUAAAAUUGAGGAUGAUAGACAGAAAUUAAUGAAAGAAGGUGUAUUUGGACUUAAUAAAUUUAUGGUUAAAACUGGUUUUCCAACAUGGAAAACUUGUGAAACUUUGGGAGUCUUUCUUGCUCAGGGAUCUGAAGACAAGCUUGAAAUUGGUCAAAUGAUUUACAUUGGACCUGGUUUAUAUUUAUAUUCACCAUUUACAACUCCAAGUCUUAUUAUCCCAACAUCUCCUUUUAAUAUACAACAUGCACCCAGAUUAAUUCGAGCACUUCUUUGUCUGCGAUUCAAUGUUAUUAAUAAGAUCAAAAGUUUUCAAAAACUUGAAAAAAAAAGUCAGCAAUACAUUAUAAAUCCUAUAUCAAAAUAUUCUACCAGUCUUACACCGGAUCGACCUCAAAUUGUGACAUUUGAUGAAUUUUUGCCCAAGAAAGACAAGGAGGAUAAAAAUAGACAAGAGAAUAUGGCUAGAGGUAGGGGAAGAGGCCAUGGAAGGGGGAAAAAGUCAUGA
This is a messenger RNA of Entrophospora candida, 1417 nucleotides long. NCBI's taxonomy places the organism in Eukaryota, Fungi, Glomeromycota, Glomeromycetes, Entrophosporales, Entrophosporaceae. The record is from the annotation of a GenBank genome assembly.